Messenger RNA from Acanthosepion pharaonis, 2781 nucleotides. The record is from the annotation of a GenBank genome assembly. NCBI's taxonomy places the organism in Eukaryota, Metazoa, Mollusca, Cephalopoda, Sepiida, Sepiidae.
UUGUUUUCACUUCAUUCUCCUUGCCCCUCUCUCUAUAUUCUUUUACCUCUCUACCCUUCCUUUAGGCCGCCCCCUAUUUCUUUCUCCAUUAACCUCCUGUUUCUCUCUUUACCCGCCCCUAUUUCUUUCUCCAUUAACCUCCUGUUUCUCUCUUUAGUUAACACUCUCCCUUUUCUUUUCACUUCAUUCUCCUUGCCCCCCUCUCUCUAUUUAACACUCUCACUUUUCUUUUCACUUCAUUCUCCUUGCCCCUCUCUCUAUAUUCUUUUACCUCUCUACCCUUCCUUUAGGCCGUCCCCUAUUUCUUUCUCCAUUAACCUCCUGUUUCUCUCUUUAGUUACCUCUCUUUUUUUUUCACUUCAUUCUCCUUUUAUGUUCUUUACCUCUCUCUUCUUUUGCCCCCUAUUUCUUUCUCCAUUAACCUCCUCCCCCCCUAUUUCUUUCUCCAUUAACCUCCUGUUUCUCUCUUUAGCCCCCCCUAUUUCUUUCUCCAUUAACCUCCUGUUUCUCUCUUUAGUUAACAUUCUCACUUUUCUUUUCACUUCAUUCUCUCUCUAUAUUCCCUCUCUCUCUAGGCCUCCCCUAUUUCUUUCUCCAUUUCUCUUUACCUCUCAUUCUCCUGCCACUCUCUUUUUAACACUCUCACUUUUCUUUUCACUUCAUUGUCCUUGCCCCACUCUCUAUAUUCUUUUACCUCUCUACCCUUCCUUUAGCCCUCCGCCUAUUUCUUUCUCCAUUAACCUCCUGUUUCUCUCUUUAUUUACACUCUCACUUUUCUUUUCACUUCAUUCUCCUUGCCCCUCUCUCUAUAUUCUUUUACCUCUCUACCCUUCCUUUAGCCCUCCCCUAUUUCUUUUCUCCAUUAACCUCCUGUUUCUCUCUUUAGUUAAUUCUCCCUUGCCCCUCUCACCUUUCUUUUUCACUUCAUUCUCCUUGCCCUCUCUCUAUUUUACCUCUCACUUUUCUUUUCACUUCAUUCUCCUUGCCCCUCUCUCUAUGUUCUUUUACCUCUCUCCCCUUCCUUUAGGCCUCCCCCUAUUUCUUUCUCCAUUAACCUCCUGUUUCUCCAUUAACUCUCUUUUCUUUUCACUUCAUUCUCCUUGCCCUCUCUUAUUCUUUUACCUCUCCCUUCCUUUCCCUUCCCCUAUUUUUUCUCCAUUAACCUCUGUUUCUCUCUUUACCCCCCCCCUAUUUUCUUUCUCCAUUAACCUCUUGUUUCUCUCUUUAGUUUACACUCUCCUUUUCUUUUCUUCAUUCUCCUUGCCUUCUCUCUAUUUUUACUUUUCUUUUCUUCAUUCUCCUUGCCCCUCUCUCUAUGUUCUUUUACCUCUCUCCCUUCCUUUAGGCCUCCCUAUUUCUUUCUCCAUUAACCUCCUGUUUUCUCUCUUUAGUUUACAUUCUCACCUUUCUUUUUCACUUCAUUCUCCUUGCCCUCUCUCUCUAUGUUCUUUUACCUCUCUCUACCCUUCCUUUAGCCUUUUCCUAUUUCUUUCUCCAUUAACCUCCUUGUUUCUCUCUUUAGUUAACACUCUCUCCCUUUCUUUUUCACUUCAUUCUCCUUGCCCCUCUCUCUAUAUUCUUUUUUUUCUCUUCCUGCCCCUUCCUUUAGGCCUACCCCCUAUAUUUCUUUCUCCAUUAACCUCUUUUGUUUCUCUCUUUAGUUUACACUCUCACCUUUCUUUUCACUUCAUUCUCCUUGCCCCUCUCUCUAUGUUCUUUUACCUCUCUCCCCUUCCUUUAGCCCUCCCCCUAUUUCUUUCUCCAUUAACCUCCUUCUCUCUUGUUCUUUUAUCUCUCUCCCCUUCCUUUAGCCUCCCUAUUUCUUUCUCAUUAACCUCCUGUUUUCUCUUUUUCACUCUCACCUUUCUCACUUCAUUCUCCUUGCCCCUCUCUCUAUGUUCUUUUUAUCUCCCCCCUUCCUUUAGCCCUCCCCCUUCAUUUCUUUCUCCAUUAACCUCCUGUUUCUCUCUUUAUGAUUCUUACUCUCACUUUUCUUUUCACUUCAUUCUCCCUUGCCCCUCUCUCAUGUUCUUUUACUCCCUCUCUCCCCUUCCUUUACCUCUCCCCUUCCUUUUAGGCCCCCUAUUUCUUUUCUCCAUUAACCUCUGUUUCUCAUUAACACUCCUUUUCUUUUUUAUUCUCCUUGCCCCUCCCUAUUUCUUUUUCUCCAUUCCCCUAUUUCUUUCUCCCCUCUUUUUUCUCUUUGUUUCUCACUUUUCUUUUCUUCAUUCUCCUUCCCCCUUCUAUCCUCUCUCCCCUUCCUUCCUCCUAUUUCUUUUCUCCAUUAACCUCCUGUUUCUCUCUUUAGUUAACAUUCUCACCUUUCUUUUCACUUCAUUCUCCUUGCCCCUCUCUCUAUGUUCUUUUACCUCUCUCCCUUCCUUUAGCCCGCCCCUAUUUCUUUCUCCAUUAACCUCCUGUUUCUCUCUUUACCCUCCCCUAUUUCUUUCUCCCCCCUGUUUCUCUCUUUUAGGCCUCUCCUUUUCUUUUCUUUCAUUCAUUAACUCUCUCUGUUUCUUUUUCUCUCUUUCCCAUUUAUUAACUCUUUCUCUCUUUUUCUUUUCACUUUUCUUUCUCCUUGCCCCUCUCUCUAUAUUCUUUUACCUCUCUACCCUUUCCUUUAGGCCGCCCCCUAUUUCUUUCUCCAUUAACCUCCUGUUUCUCUCUUUAGUUAACAUUCUCACCUUUCUUUUCACUUCAUUCUCCCUUGCCCCCUCUCUCUAUAUUCUUUUACCUCUCUCUCCCCUUCCUUUAGCCCCCCCCUAUUUCUUUCUCCAUUAA